Molecule: messenger RNA, 2538 nt
Organism: Exserohilum turcica Et28A
Lineage: Eukaryota; Fungi; Ascomycota; Dothideomycetes; Pleosporales; Pleosporaceae
Exons: 3
Coding region: 86-2116 (676 amino acids)
Molecular function (GO): protein dimerization activity
Source: RefSeq, a predicted model, not a curated record
GUCGUCGUCGUGCUAGCCCCACCCGUCUGUCUUCGCAACGCCAAUUUUCUCCCUCGUCGCUACUCCCGCGGAGAAGACGACCGACAUGAACAACUCGACUGCGCAGUCCUGGACUGCAGCAGACAGCUUCGACAUGGACACAACGCCAGACGACUUUGCCGGCGCAGAGUUUAUUGACUUUGACAAUCUCGACCUGCACUUCGACAUUGACGCCUACAACACCCACGGACCCGCCCCGACUGGAAACCAGCUCGCCGAUCUGUCCGACUCGCUCAACGUCCACCACCUCCAAGCCCAGUUUCCCCCACAGCUGGCCCCGGAUUACCAGCAUGCCGCCAACGCUGCCCAAGACGCGACAGACAUCGACAGCCAUGCCAUGUCCCAGCCCCCAAACACCAACACCAACUUGUUCGACUAUGCCUUGUCGCAGCAACACACGCACGCCGCCGCCACCCCGGCCUAUGCCCACGCCCCAGACCAAAUAUACCGCCCACACCAGGGCGUCCCCCCAACCCCAAACAGCACCGAAAUGCAUGGCGACCCUACCCGCUACCUCCAGCACCUGGAUCAGCAGCACGCCCUCUUUGACCAGAGGUACCCCAUGCGCAAAGAUGAUGCCACAUUUACCCCGCUCGUAUCGCCCGCCGUCACUCCCCACGACACGCGCUUCCAGAUUCCCGACUUCACCAUGUCUGCAUCCUACUUUAGCCCUCUGACCUCACCCGCCCUGAAUGCGCAAACCCACCAACAUGCCCACCACCCAUCGCAGAACACCACCUCGGGAAGCUCGACCGGCCACUCGCCCAUUGACGUGGACAUGGACCUGCUCGGCGAGCCGGCCAUGGUAGCACAAGAGCACGGCAGAAGGCCAUUGAGGAAUACAAGCAAACGAGCCAUGCCGCGCACCAACGGGACCUCCCGCGUACGACAGUCGCCCAUUGUAAAACCAAACCGGCGGAAGGCAACUGUUUCCUCACUGAUUCCGCCAAAGGACGUCACAGACCUAAUGGAGGAGGCGCGUUCGCAAUGCCCUUCUUCCAGUGGCUUGGAUGCGCUCCGCACUCGCGAAAGCUCAGAGACCGAUUCCAUCUCUCCGGAGCCCAUGUUGUCAGAAAUGCGACCACCGCCCAAGCCUCGCUCCUCGACGGCUUCUCCUGCCGUCGCGGCCCAGCGCAGCAGUCAGCACGGCACUCCAGCGACCCCCGCGUCUCUGAUGCGCAUACAGCCAUCACCUGACUUCAAUGGUUCUGAACAAGCUCCGCUCGUACUUGAAGAUCUUACGCUUCCGGAAGCAUCUCUUGACCGACCGAGCCUGUCAAGAUCAGACACGGCAAUUCGCGACCAAGACGGUGAUACGCCUCGCCUGGCUGCACGAAAGACACCAAAACUGAACCCUUUGAGCACACCCGGCGCAUCCAUGUCUGGCCGGCCCAGCCCAAUGCUGGAUGCCAUGUCCACUCCAACAAGCCCAGCCUACUCCAUGACGAAUGGCAGAAAGGACACAAAGGCUGCCCGCAACCCGAAAAAGAGAAACAGCGUCAGCUCAAGUCUUGUCAGCCCUGCUCUAAGACCCAAAAUCUCUCCAAGCAUAAAACCCCUACUUCCAGACGCAGGAAAUGGUGCUGCCGACAAUACCCAUGCUCUUCUGCUUGCGUCCAAGUCCAACUAUCAGAACAUCCUCGACGGCACCACCGUCCCCGGCGUCGUCUAUCCUACGUCCCUUUCGACAAACCUUACCUCAAAACGCACUUCGCAUAAGAUUGCUGAGCAAGGUCGCAGAAACCGCAUCAAUACCGCUCUCCAGGAGAUGCAGGCUCUACUUCCCUCAUCACGAUUUGGUGCUGUAUCCGACGCCAAAAGUCCAGAGACAAACGCACAGAAUUCCAAUAAUUCAAAAGCAGCCAAGGUGGAAAGUGCGAUUGAAUACAUCAAGCAACUCAAACAGGAGGUUUCUGAACGGGAUGAACUACUUAGCAAAAAGGAAACUGAGAUGGAUGCGCUGAAGAAGGAACUGGCUGAAUUGAAACAACGAAACUCUCAGAGUGCCGCACCCGAGGCGGAACCCCAGCCAAAGACUGAGCCUUCACCUAGUCCGAACACUGAAAACGAAACUUGAAGAGACGGUGAGAUGGGCGAGACUUGAUCUUUGUACCUGACAUUACUCUGUUGGAAAAAACCGCGGCAUACAUAACCUGCAGGCUUGCAGCACACGCUUCGAGUGGUCGCACUCAGCGCCAAGCCCCCGCUCCCAGCGCCGCGGAAAUGCGGGCAACCCAUGCGUCUUGCUCGCCAAGUUCCGCACCACCUUGCACAUUUGGUCUUGGCCAUAUCUGCAGAAGCUCACUCUGGAACCUGCUGUUGCAUUAACGAAUCAAUCAUGCUACGCAUUCGAAAUGUGGUCAUCGAUGGAACUGCCUAGCCAAAGGGAUGAAACAAGGAAAAUAUUCAUGGGAUAUGUAUGCAUUAUGCCACAGCAGAAGACCUCCCACCAUUACAUGCGCUCACAGCUAUCUGCCCAAGUGAGAGUUGUUACACUUC